UAUGACCAUAUCCAGAUUCAUUGUAUAAAGCUAGCUACAUCGUAUUUUCAUCUAGGUUGGUCUUUUGCCAACUUCGCGUGGCGAUUCACAGAUACGAUUCAAUAAUUGUGGUUUCUUUAUCUUGUAGUGUUGGUAUUCAUUAGUGUGUGUUUGCUUAAUGUAUGGUUAGAGUGUGGUUGUGAACUCGCUCUUCUGAGAACAUUUUUGGGCGUUUUUGGGUGAUUUUUUGUAAUAAUUGGCUAUACCUCUUUCAAUAAAAGCCGGAAUGAUAUUACAUUAUCUAAAAAAAAUUAGGAUGGAUUGAGCGGUCCGUUGUCGCAUGUUCAGACUUCGGAACGACUUUUCUUUUUCUGGGGAUUCUACUUGAUUUUCCAGCUAGCUAAAUGUGCUUCACUGAAACUGCAGUUUUGUUUAACUAAUGUUUAAUUAAUACGAUAUAUUUCUAAGAACUUGGUAGCACAUCAGAGGUGACAAAAAAAGUGGAGUGCUCUUCCUUAAUUAAGAAAACAAACAGUAUUUACUCCAAGGACUGCUGGUGAGAACAUUUAUUCAGUGCCUUCCUUUUUAUUAUGCUUGCAAAGGGUUGUGUUGUAGGUGCUAUCAUAUUUCUGUUGAGUGAAGGCAAGAACUCGCGAAUCCUGAGGUUCGACGAGCAGCUCUUCUUCAUCUAUGUACUUCCUCCCAUAAUCUUCAAUGCAGGCUUCCAGGUCAAGAAGAAGCAGUUCUUUCACAAUUUUCUCACCAUAAUGUCCUUUGGGAUAUUCGGCGUGUUCAUCUCAGUUGCGAUAGUUUCAACAGGUUGCUACUGGCUCUUCCCAAAAGUUGGUUUUGGGGACCUUGGCGCGGUAGAUUAUCUAGCUUUGGGAGCAAUAUUUUCCUCAACAGAUACUGUCUGCACAUUGCAGGUCAUCAGCCAGGAUGAGACACCUAGAUUGUACAGUUUGGUGUUUGGGGAAGGAGUGGUCAAUGAUGCAACCUCAGUUGUGCUUUUCAACGCUAUAAAGAAUCUGGAUAUCACUCAGCUCAAAGGCGGGGUUGCGCUAAAAGUCAUUUCAGAUUUUCUCUACCUGUUCUUCACUAGCACUAUGCUUGGAGUUACAAUUGGGCUAUCAACUGCUUAUGCUCUCAAAGCUCUGUAUUUUGGUAGGCACUCCACUGAUAGGGAAGUAGCUUUGAUGGCUCUCAUGGCUUAUUUGUCAUAUAUGCUGGCAGAGUUUCUUGAUCUGAGUGGGAUUUUGAUGGUGUUCUUUUGUGGAAUUGUUAUGUCCCAUUACGCAUGGCAUAAUGUGACGGAAAGCUCAAGAAUCACAACCAGGCACAUAUUUGCAACGCUGUCAUUUAUCGCCGAGACAUUCAUCUUUCUUUAUGUUGGAAUGGAUGCACUUGACAUUGAUAAGUGGAAAACAUCAGAGACAAGCUUUAAAACAUCACUCGGUAUCUUUGGAAUCAUCAUAUCGCUCGUUUUAUUGGGAAGAGCUGCAUUCGUUUUCCCUCUAUCCAUUAUGUCAAAUUACAUGAGUGGGAGUUCUGAAAAAGCGCCAAUCACAUUCAAUCACCAGGUAGUGAUUUGGUGGGCGGGCCUCAUGAGAGGAGCUGUUUCGAUCGCACUAGCAUAUAAUCAGUUCACCUUUUCAGGUGUAACUUUGGAUCCAGUUCAUGCAACCAUCAUCACCAGUACAAUCAUUGUAGUAUUUUUCACCACUCUGGUGUUUGGCUUCUUGACAAGGCCACUCAUAAGUGCCAUACUCCCGCAUCAACACCGGCAAUCAACGACACCGGGGACCGGAGGAGGAGGCCGUAGCACGGGCAGCAACUCCCCGAAGGACGACUUCAUCAUGCCGUUCCUCUCGCCUGAUGAAGAGGCGUCAGGGAGCGGCAGUGGGUUCCUCCAGGCCAAGAGGAGCAUCUCCAUGCUCCUGGAGAGGCCAGUCCACACGGUGCACAUCUACUGGAGGAAGUUCGACGACAGGUUCAUGAGGCCCAUCUUCGGUGGACCGAUGGAGCGCGAUCGCGGUAACUGUUACUGAUCGAGCAGAAAUAGUUGGCACAUUGCCACUGGAGGUGGAAGAUCAAGUGCAGGAAGAAUGGGUGUUUUGUUCAUGUUCAGUUCUUCAAUAGCUCCAGUGAGCAUAUAUACCUAAGAGAUUCUACUGAUAAGACCUGUGAGACAAUCUCUGAAAAUCUGAAAUUCUGAAUUCUUCUGUCGUUUAAGCUUUGUUACCGUAAGUGUAAAAAUGGUAUGGUUGGAACAAUUUCAAGCAAUUUCAGGCCACUCUUUAUCCUGAUACUUAACAUCAGCUAAUAUCGCAGUUCCAGAGUGAACUGAUGGAAGUAGAAGUGGAAGAACCAGACAAAGUGCGUUUUGUUGUGGGUUGAAAAAUACUAGUACAAAUGCUCCAGCCGUCGUGAUCACUUGAGCUGUAUUCCUUGAAUUACUCUCUGAUUUGAGCGGUUGUUUCACACCAUACUUAUUCCCAAAGACGAGCUGCAGCAAGUGAUCAUAGCCGGCAAGCAAGGGUCUCUGCCUGACGGUAGUCUCCCAAAAUCUCUAUUUUCCUUAAACAGUGCAGAUUGUUAUUCAUGUAAAAUCAAAAGUGUUUUUAAUUAUUAUUCUGUGAUGAA
This is a messenger RNA of Oryza sativa Japonica Group (Japanese rice), 2622 nucleotides long. Lineage: Eukaryota; Viridiplantae; Streptophyta; Magnoliopsida; Poales; Poaceae. The record is from RefSeq and is a predicted model, not a curated record.